AUGGGUGAGGUGACAGCAGAGGAGGUGGAAAAGUUCCUGGACUCAAAUAUUGGCUUUGCCAAAAAAUACUAUAAUUUUCACUACCGGGGGAAGGUCAUUUCAGAGCUCCUUGGGGCCAAGGAGGCAGCAGUGGACUUUAGCAACUACCACGAUGUGAAUAGUGUGGAGGAGAGUGAAAUCAUCUUUGACCUUCUGCGGGACUUCCAGGAGAAUUUGCAGGCUGAGAAAUGCACAUUCAACGUCAUGAAGAAGCUCUGCUUCCUCCUGAGGGCUGACCGCAUGAGCCUGUUCAUGUACAGGGCCCGCAAUGGCAUCGCGGAGCUAGCCACCAGGCUCUUCAAUGUCCACAAGGAUGCUGUCCUGGAGGACUGCUUGGUGAUGCCUGACUCUGAGAUCGUCUUCCCUCUGGACAUGGGUGUCGUGGGCCAUGUCGCACACUCCAAAAAGCUUGCCAAUGUCCCCAACACAGAAGAGGAUGAGCAUUUCUGUGACUUUGUGGACAAUCUCACAGAGUAUCAGACCAAGAGCAUCCUGGCUUCCCCCAUCAUGAAUGGGAAGGACGUGGUAGCCAUAAUCAUGGCUGUGAAUAAAGUAGAUGGACCCCACUUCACCAAGAAAGAUGAAGAGAUUCUUCUCAAGUACCUCAACUUUGUGAACCUGCUCAUGAAGGUAUUCCACCUGAGUUACCUGCACAACUGUGAGACCCGGCGUGGCCAGAUAUUGCUGUGGUCUGGGAGCAAAGUCUUCGAAGAGCUCACGGAUAUAGAGAGACAGUUCCACAAAGCCCUAUACACAGUCCGAGCUUUUCUUAACUGUGACAGAUACUCUGUAGGCCUCUUAGACAUGACCAAACAAAAGGAAUUUUUUGAUGUCUGGCCAGUUCUGAUGGGUGAGGCUCCAGCCUACUCUGGUCCGAGGACUCCAGAUGGAAGGGAAAUUAACUUUUACAAGGUCAUUGACUACAUCCUGCAUGGCAAAGAAGACAUCAAAGUAAUCCCGAACCCACCUGCCGACCACUGGGCUCUAGUAAGCGGUCUCCCUACUUACGUGGCUCAAAAUGGCCUGAUCUGCAAUAUAAUGAACGCCCCUGCAGAGGACUUUUUUGCAUUCCAGAAAGAGCCUCUGGAUGAGUCUGGAUGGAUGAUUAAAAAUGUGCUUUCCAUGCCAAUUGUCAACAAAAAGGAAGAGAUCGUUGGCGUGGCCACGUUUUAUAACCGCAAAGACGGGAAGCCCUUUGACGACAUGGACGAGACCCUCAUGGAGUCUUUGACUCAGUUCCUGGGCUGGUCGGUCUUAAAUCCUGACACCUACGAGUCCAUGAACAAACUUGAAAACAGGAAGGAUAUCUUCCAGGACAUUGUGAAAUAUCACGUGAAGUGUGAUAACGAGGAGAUCCAGACGAUCUUGAAAACCAGAGAGGUGUAUGGGAAAGAGCCGUGGGAGUGCGAGGAAGAGGAGCUGGCUGAGAUCCUGCAAGGAGAACUUCCAGAUGCGGAGAAAUACGAAAUCAACAAGUUUCACUUCAGCGACCUGCCCCUCACGGAGCUGGAGCUGGUGAAAUGUGGCAUCCAGAUGUACUACGAGCUCAGAGUGGUGGAAAAGUUCCACAUCCCGCAGGAGGCCCUGGUGCGCUUCAUGUACUCCCUGAGCAAAGGCUACAGGAGGAUCACUUACCACAAUUGGCGGCAUGGCUUCAACGUGGGGCAGACCAUGUUCUCCUUGCUGGUGACAGGAAAGCUGAAGCGGUACUUCACUGAUCUAGAGGCCUUGGCCAUGGUCACUGCUGCCUUCUGUCAUGACAUCGACCACAGGGGCACGAACAACCUCUACCAGAUGAAGUCACAGAACCCCCUGGCCAAGCUCCAUGGGUCCUCCAUCUUGGAAAGGCACCAUUUGGAGUUUGGCAAAACACUGCUGAGAGAUGAGAGCUUGAAUAUCUUUCAGAACCUGAACCGCCGCCAGCACGAGCAUGCAAUCCACAUGAUGGACAUUGCAAUUAUUGCCACGGACCUUGCUCUGUAUUUCAAGAAAAGGACCAUGUUCCAAAAGAUUGUGGAUCAGUCAAAGACGUAUGAGACUGAGCAGGAGUGGACCCAGUACAUGAUGCUGGAGCAGACACGGAAGGAGAUUGUUAUGGCCAUGAUGAUGACUGCCUGUGAUCUCUCAGCCAUCACGAAGCCCUGGGAGGUUCAGAGCAAGGUAGCUCUGCUGGUGGCUGCUGAAUUCUGGGAGCAAGGUGACCUGGAGCGCACAGUGCUGCAACAGAAUCCCAUUCCCAUGAUGGACAGAAACAAGGCAGAUGAGCUCCCCAAGCUGCAAGUCGGCUUCAUUGACUUUGUGUGCACCUUUGUCUAUAAGGAAUUCUCCCGUUUCCAUGAGGAGAUUACACCUAUGCUAGAUGGGAUCACCAACAACCGAAAGGAAUGGAAGGCCCUGGCUGAUGAGCAUGAGGCCAAGGUGAAGGCGCUGGAAGAGGAAAAGCAGAAGCAGCAGGCAGCCAAGCAAGCUGCUUCCGGGAACCAGCCAGGAGGGAACCCCAACCCAGGAGGUGCAACUGCAUCCAAGUCCUGUUGCAUCCAGUAGCUGAAGGCACUGCCAGCAGGUGGCACAGCCCUCAGGAAGGAAGAGGUCACCCAAGCCACUGGAAAGCCACGUAUCUUCUUAGACAGUUAAAGACUCAGGAGUUGAGAGCUGGUGGAAAAUACACCAGGCAUCUAUAUCAUCAAAUGGUUUUAGACAUUGUUUUUGUUUAUUUUAUUAUUUUUAGAUGGGGACUCACUAUACAGCUCUGGCUGGCCUGGAACUCUAUGUAGACCAGGCCAGUCUCAAACUUACAGAGAUCCGCCUGCCUCUGCCUGGGUUAAAGGCAUGCACCACCGUGCAGGGUGUAGAGAUUGUUUUUAACCUUAAAGAGUCUAUUGAGUUUAGCCCAAUAUUUUAGACUUCGUAUACUGACUUAAUUAUUAUUUUUGUUCUUUUAAUGCUUAUACUUCUUAUAAUUUAGUGUUUUUUAAUGAAGGUAUUUGCUAAUUUUCAAAAGUAGAAAAUAAUCUAUCAAACACCCACAAAUUUACCCCCAGAUUUGAACAUCAAGCUUUGGUCAUAUAUAUUUUUUGUGUUUUCACAUUCAUUUUCAGUUUCACCCCUCUCCCUUUCCUUCUUUAUUUCCUCCUUCCUUUCUUUCUUUCUGGAUCCCACCAAAUAGCCCAGGCUUGCUUUAGACUCUCAAUCCUCCUACCUCUGUGUUGAAUGCCAGCCAUGACUUCACUGGAAUGUUUACACGUAAUCCGUGCAUAUCACGUCAGUCCUCUGUGGUCUUUAGAGGAGUUAUGCAUCUUUACAGAUCACACAUACCUGCCAUCUUAGCACUAAGGAAAGAGUGGGUGAGCAGAAGGUUAAGAGGCCUUGGUCUACUCAGCAAGACCCUUUCUCAAGGGGAAUGUCACACAUCUUUAAAGGAGCAGAGCAUUUUCUAGCACACAUUUUCACAUGGACAAGUAAAUGUUUCAUACCAACAUGUGGAAAAAAAUAUAUACAUUCUGAUGAGCCACAGAUGGAGGACUUGGGGCUUCAGCAGACAGCUUCCUUCAGGGCUUUCCUUAGUCACAGGAUAAUCUGCAUUUCUUAAGGAAAUCUAUCUAUUUCUCAGGGGAAACAAUGCCUGAGGUGGAAAAAAGUGGCCACAUUGCCUAACAUGGAUCAACUGUGCAAGGCCAUUCUAGUUCCAGGUCUCCUGGGCUCUUGCUAGGCUCUGAGACCAACUAGAGCCUGUUUCCUAGGUAAUUCAACUGUGAUGCAAACUCUGAAUCAACAUCCCCCUAUGGUCACAAAACUCUUUAAGAGACUGUUUGUGGAGGGCUGGAGAGAUGGCUCAGAGGUUAAGAGCACUGGUCAUUCUUCCAGAGAUCCUGAGUUCAAUUCCCAGCAACCACAUUGUGGCUCACAACCAUCUAUUGUGAGAUCGGUGCCCUCUUCUAGGAUGCAGGCACAUGCACAGACAGAACUCUGUAUACAUAAUAAAUGAAUCUUAAAAAAUGAAAAAGAUUUGUGCUAGGUGUGGUGGCACUUGCCUUUAAUCCCAGAGGCAAGAGCAUCAUCAUAAGUUCAAGGCCAGCUUGGUUUACACAGAAAGUUCAGGGCUGGGCUACAGUGUGAGACCUUGUCUCAAAUAAAACCAAAGGAGGACAAAAGAGAAAGUUUGGGGUCAGCGUAGUGACUCAGCAGGUAAAGUCUCCUCCCACUAGGUCUGAUGAUCUGAGCUCUGUCUCAGGACCUACAUAUACAUGUACACACACACACACACAUACACACUACAUAUAUAGUAGAAAAUAAAGUGUUGCCUAAUCCAAAUUUCACAUAUUGAAUUUAGUUGUUGUUUCUUCUUGCUUGCUUUCUUUUAUUAAGAUGCACUUUUUAUUCUUGAAUUUCCCAUUGAUUUCAGUUGCAGACUUUCAGUUUAAUUAAGAGGCCCUUGGCUUAAAAACAAGACUAAAUUUAAGUAUGCCAUGCCUGGCAGAGUUAGCACCCACGGUAUCAAAACUGACGAAAUCAACAAAAGAACCCAAAAGUUGUCAAUACAGUAACAUUCACAAAAGGCUGUCAAAAAUAUCUCCUACAUUUGCUUAAUUUUAUAUGGCUUGUUUCUAUUGUUCCCCACCCUGGGCUUUUAAAAGAUCUAACAAAGGCCAAAUUUAAGGCUCAGAGUGAUGCUUUGCUCUCUACCCAUAUUCUGUUUCAAUCAACAUCCCCACUGUGUGCAGGCGCAGCUAAUGUGGCCCUUGCAAUGUGUAAGCCCUCCUUUCUUUUGCCUUAGCCAGUGACCUGCUGCAAAGUCAGGGUCAACUGUGCCCCACAUUCUGUUAUCUUCCCCAUCCCCCACGGUGGCACACAACACCCGCCAGCCUUCCAUAAAUGGCUAUCUCUUAGGCUUGUCUUCCUCCCAACCCAGGGGUUGGUUCUGCAGAAGUUUAUAUUGAAACAGUUGCCUCAUGGAGAGGGACGUGCAUCGUUUCCCUCAAACUGUUUGUGGACUACUCAAAUGUCCCUUUUAAAAUUAAAGCAGGAAACUGAAGGCCAGAGAGGGGAGGAGGCCCCGACCAAGUUACAGCCCAGUUCCCUGGCCUUCUUCCAGAAGACAUUCAAGAUCAGAGGACACCGAGUGUGGUGCAUACGUCCUGUGACUUUUAUCGCAGAGCUAGCUGUGCCUCUGCAGCACACGCUCUGCCCUUCUGUUCAGGUUGUGUUACAGCAGGAUAUGCCUGGACUCCAGGUCUUUUAAUCCUGAGCUGUGUUGUCAGCUUUGUUAUAAGUGGCACUGAGGACACUGUUUUUCCGAGCAAAGGCGUGUCCCUAAGCACAAGACGUUUAGUGGUUAAGUGGCAAGGAAAAGAAGAAAUUCGAUUCCACUGGAAGAGAGCUUGCCCUGGAGCACACAGAAGCAGCUCUUCUGGGCGUGGCUUUUGUCACUGUAUUUGAUAAGGUUGUGGCUGGGGCCCAGUGCGGCUGUGAGUUAACUAUACUUCUAGUCACAAGGUUGAGGCAGGAGGAUUGUUAAGUCUGAAGCCAAUCUGAGCUACAUAGUGAGUUCUGAACUAGACUGGGCAACUCAAGUCUUAAGAGGAAAAUAAAAAGGUGCAGGGGUAUAACUCCAUGGUACUAACACACAAGACUUUGGAUUCAGUUCCCAGCACUGGACAAAUAGAAACCAAACCAUACAUACACUGGCCAAGACUUUUUCUGAAGCAAGACUGGAUCUGGCCCAGGCGGUCCUGCAGAGGCUGUUGCACUAACCAAGGACCAUGCAUGGAGAGCACCCGAGCCCCCUGCUCAGAUGUAGCCCAUAGGCAGCUCAGUCUCCAUGUAGAUCACCUAGUAAGGGGACCAGGGGCUGUCUCUGACAUGAACUCUGUUGCCUGUUCUUCAAUCACUUUCCCUGAUCACUUCCACAGAGGAAGAGGAUGCAGGUAGUCCUGAAGAGACUUGAUAGUCUGGGGUCAAUUGGUAAGGAAGGAGAGUUUCCUCGUUCUUCGAACUAGGAGACAGGGAUGGGGGAAAGAGGAAGGGAAGGUGGAACUAGAAGGAGA
This is a messenger RNA of Meriones unguiculatus (Mongolian gerbil), 6083 nucleotides long. It is a transcript of the gene Pde6a, whose product is annotated as phosphodiesterase 6A. The transcript has 22 exons. Gene Ontology annotation, molecular function: 3',5'-cyclic-nucleotide phosphodiesterase activity; protein binding. NCBI's taxonomy places the organism in Eukaryota, Metazoa, Chordata, Mammalia, Rodentia, Muridae. Gene Ontology annotation, biological process: signal transduction. The record is from RefSeq and is a predicted model, not a curated record. The coding region runs from base 1 to 2583 and encodes 860 amino acids.